Cantharellus anzutake is the source of this 3383-nucleotide messenger RNA. RefSeq lists its product as uncharacterized. The coding region runs from base 1 to 3327 and encodes 1108 amino acids. The record is from RefSeq and is a predicted model, not a curated record. The transcript has 10 exons. NCBI's taxonomy places the organism in Eukaryota, Fungi, Basidiomycota, Agaricomycetes, Cantharellales, Hydnaceae.
AUGUCGCUCGUCCAAACAACCAAUAGACCUCGUUUCGCAGCACCUACACCGCAUCCUCGAGCGAAGCCACGGCUUUCACACCCACUUUCACAAGUGUACACACCGGGCUUGGCAGAGAAAGACACAUCCUUUAUCUCCACCGCGUCUUCGCACGAUCUGGCCACACAUGCCCGAGCCAAUGCAUCUUUCGACCCUACGACCGACAUAGGGGCUAAAUUUAAUCAUCUCAAGCUCAACACAUACCUGCAUGGGCUGAAUAAACACUUGAGCGAGGAGAACAAACGUCUCCAGGGACUUCUUGGGCAGCAACAAGACGUACGAGGCGAGAGCGCAUCCCCAAAAUCCGCCAAGGUUCUGUCUGACAUUGUGCAAGCACUCCAAGAGGACUUGGCUCAAAUGCAGGCAGAGCGCGAUGAACUAAGGGAUGAAGUGGAGAAGAUGGAUGAGAUGGCGAAGGAGUUCCGCAAACGUGACGAGAAUCAAGAAAAACAAGUCGAAUCAUUAGAGUUGCGUGUCAAGAAGGCUGAGGAAGAACUCAAGCGACGCACCGAACUGCACGCAAAGAGUGCGAAGGAGCUUACGGAAGGGGCAGAGGCCAUCAUCAAUGAAAUGCAAGCCAAACUAGAUAACACGGAGGAGCAGGUGAAGUCGCUGCGCACGAGACUGGUCAAGGAAGGGCAUGAAGCCGAGCGAGUGCGUGAAGCCGAGGAGAAUGCUGAAGCACUGAGGGACGCGAAGACGAAGGUUGAAGUGGAGUUGGUCAAGGCGACGCGCGAGGCGAAUGAUCUAAAGGAGCAAGUCGUAAUUCUAGGUAGUUCUGCUGCGAAGCUUGAGGGGGAUGUCGAGAGGCUGGAGGACAACCUCGCGAACGAGAGGGCUAACGUCAAACGCUUACAGGAAGAGGGCGAGAUUCGUACUUCCGAAGAUCGCAAGAAGCUGAUCGCUCUGGAAGCCAAGCUGGCGGAAAGACAAAUGCUUUUUGAACAGCAGGACCAGGAGAUCCAAGCGAUGGACAAUGACCUUGCCAAUGCGAUGUCUCACGAGGCUUUAAUGGAGGAACAGGUUCGUCAGAUGGAGGCAGCUCUCAAGGAAAGUGAGGAGAAACUUCAGAUCGCGGAUGAAGAUAUACGGGUGUAUCGCAGGAAGGUCGAGUUUCUUUCAAAGGAACGUGAACAGGCUCAACUUGAGGCUGCCCAUGCCCGAGCCAAGCUUGGGAAUCCUUCGGACAGUCAUGAGGCGGAGGACGUCUCAUCGACAUCUGGAUCGUCCACAACUGUCGCAGAAGGAACCCUUCCUGUCUCCCAAGCAGAGCACGAGCGCAUCGUCUCGGACCUCGAAGCCCAGCUGGAGGACGCCGAACGUGAAAUUGGCCGACUCGAGCAUGCUAUGAAAGAAUCGCCUGCGCUUGAAGCUAUCAAGAAAGCCAAGACGAUGCGCAUCGAGGCCCUGGAAGCGGAUAACAAAGAGUUGCAGGAGCAAGUCACUACUUUGCAAAGCGCACUUCAGGAUAUAGCAUCGACGAACCCCAAUACUCGCACGCCUAUGAAAGGGAAUGCAAGCUUUGGGACGAUGCGGGGGUGGACUACGCCGUCGUUGUUGAAGACACCAAGGACGCCCGGAGGAGCGCUUAGAGACCUCUCAUGGCUUCAAAAUGCUUCGAUCUCAGGGAGCGUGGACAUCCAGCCGUAUGUCGCCCGCAUUCAGGAGCUGCAUGAGCAACUUGACGAAGCAGGCGAAAAUCUCGACCAAAUGGUCAACGAACUUGGUGAAGCAGGCCUGAGCGUCGUUAAGCUUACCGAAGCCCUCCAAGCGUCUCGAGGGAGAGUUGACGAGCUGGAGAAAGAAGUGGGCGCUUGUAAACGAAGUGAAGAUCGUAUCCGUAAGCGUUUGCAGCGGUGUAAAUGUGGACAAUGUGGCCGUCGAUUUGAUGCUUCUAAUUUGUUGCAAGUGAAUCAUGAAUUGACUACCCUCAGAUCGCAGUGGGCGGCAGAGAAGCAGGCACAUAUCAAUGAGAAAACUGUUCUUCGAGAUGCAGCAAGCCGCCUCAAUGCAGAGAUCAAAGUCGAGUCGGGUAAGCUGGAGCAGGAGCGUCGAAAAGCCAAUGAGGAUGCCAAGAGGAUUCAGAAUGAAUCUGAGCGCGAGAAAGAAAUGCUACAAAUGGAAUUGGAUCGUGCACGGAAGUCGAUUUUGGCAAUAGAAAGCGACCUUCGCGAGGAGAGGAAUAAGCUUCGUUCCAUCAACACGGAACAGAAGCGCGUAGAGAGGGAAAAAGCAAAUAUCGUGGCCAAACUGAGUCAGACCGAGGCUCAUAUGACUGAUGUUCGCGAGGAGCUUCAGAAGGCCAAGCGCGUUAGCCGAAAAUUGGAGUCCGAACUUCGGGAACAAUCUGGUGCAGAGGAGAAGAUCCAAGAGCUGACUAAAAAGUUCUCAGGAAACCAAGCCCUACUCGAUACUUUACGCAGUGAACGGGAUACACUCAUCGCAGAACAGGCAGAGCUCCAGCGGAAGUUUACCAAAGCCACUGAAGACACCGAAGCAAUACGAAACCAGUUGUCCAAGUCUCAAGCUGCACACAAUGAUCGCAGACACCAGCUCGACCUCCGGGCAACCGAGGUUGAAGACCUCCGACUUCAGCUACAGGAACAAGCUGUUGAAUUGCACGACGCCGAACUAGAGAAAAAUCGCUUAGCAAAAGAGCGUAUGGAAGUGGCGCGAACAAUAACCACUUUGGAAGCAGAUCUCAAGAGAGUUCGCAGAGACGCAGAGAAUAUCCGAAAGGAUGUGGCCCUGCUUAAAAAUGAACGGGCUGGGCUGUUGGCGAAGACUCAUGAGGACAAGCUCACCAUUGAGAGGGCACAAGCUCACGUUCGGCAGAUGCACAGUCAACUUGUUGAAAUGCAGCGGAAGGUCCGGGAAGUCGAGGAAAGCCGAACUGCUUCAGCACUCGACUCUGAGGCAUUGGAGAAGUUGAAGCUUGUGCACAAUAAAGAGUGCAAAGGGUUGAUGCUCCAAAUUCGAUACCUGAAGGCAAGAUGCACACGAGAACAUGCAUUUAGGUUGGAUCUUGGAUAUCAGAAAGUGUACCUCUUGAAGGUUCUUGAGGCUCACAACGUAGGUGAAAGGAGUAUCCUUGCAUCGAUAGCACGUCUCGGCUUCCCUCCUCCGAAAAGGACGAAUAAAUCCCUUCGAACCAUUGUUAUGGCUGUGAUUUUCGUGCAUAGAACGAAAACCGCACGGGAAGCUUGGCUGCUCAAUGUCGCUUCCAAGCAAGCAGUCCAAGGGGCGCUGGAAGAAGUCAGAAAACGGAGAGCGACCCAAAAAUCUUGAGAACCUUGGCAGUAUUUAUCAUAUCAAUGAUUUCGUCGCAUUCCUCACAUGUGGAU